Messenger RNA from Spodoptera litura, 5864 nucleotides. Lineage: Eukaryota; Metazoa; Arthropoda; Insecta; Lepidoptera; Noctuidae. The record is from RefSeq and is a predicted model, not a curated record.
UCACGUAAGUGUUGUAUCAGUUUAAUGUGUUCGAUCCCCACCUCUCAUUGGUCCCCCUCAUUGUCCUUUAAGUACUCGCUCCCUACUGGUUGCCAGUGCGAAUUUUGCCAUCCAUAUCAAUCGUGAUCUCCUUCACGCGCUUACUUUGCUCGUUCACAGUUCAGCAGUUUAUCACUAAGCAAUUAGGUCGUUAUUAAUUACUGUUUUCAUAUCUGUAUCGCAUGGAGAACCAUUGCCUCCGAUAUCUAUCACGUUAGUGCAAACGCUUCGGGCAAUUCAACGGGCAUAGGUCACCGGAGUGCACAUUGUGACAUCUGCACAACGACACUGUCAAUACGACUCCGACUUGCGAGGAGGUAAGACGUCUUACCUCCACUGGCAAAGAAAUUGAAAUCGACAAUUUGUAUUUUUUUUAGAAUCUCGACGAAGAUUAAAGUUGCGUAAACUUGCGAGACUCUAGUGAAAAUUUAUAUAAAUUGGCUAAUAAAAUCAGUGAAGAUUACGUCGAAAAUAGUGGAAGUCAGUGCGUUGUGGAACUGGACGGUCGGUGAUGUAGUUUCGGUGCACAACAGCAGCGAGAUGGAUACGAUGAUAAGCGUGUGGACGAUGGUGGAGCACGUGCGGGUGGCCAGCGGCGCCGCCGAGCUCGCCAUCUUCACCGCCAUACUCUACUGGUUCUUCACCUCCAGUCGUGUAGCCGACAUGUUAGAGGUGGUCGGCGAAAGGGUGGGGGGAUGGUGCGGGCGCGACACAAGCAGCUCGCUCAGGCAAGCCGUGCGCGCGCGCAAACGACAACAAGAGUACUCAAAGCUGGAUAGUACUGCUAACUGCCGCAAGUCAUCGCUGUUCAGGAUAAAGGAAGGUCCCGUGAUCCCAGCCCCAGAACCGCAACUCAGACCACCUUCAGGACUAGCGUGUGCAAGAUGUGCACCAGUUUCUAGGGAAUCAUGGCAGGACCACAAAGUAAGAGACACGGGUGCCGUGAUCAACAUCCUGGACAUCGGACGGCAGAACUUCGCGAACGGAGGCGUGGUCUCCCGCUACCUCUGUGACUUGGCACAAUGCUGCAACCUUUGCGCAUACGACUAUAAGGAUGUUGUUCCUAAUGUUGUUAAAGACGAGAGUGUAGAACAGGCAAUAGAAGAGGCUACACAAGAAGAAUUGGCGAAGGCCAAAGAGAACGGCCAGAGUGGCGCUUCGUACGCCACCAUACGGAAGCGGGUGGAAGCUCGCGCCCUAAAAGUAGUGCAGGACAUCAGUUCCGCCAUGUCCAAUAAUGUGCUCAAAUUCGUAGCCUGGGUGUGUCACAAAGCUGUACGAAGAGUAGCGGGCGGUGGAUGCGGCACUCGUGUCGCCGGAGUGGAACGUCUCCGUCGGGCCAACGCUGCCGGCCUGCCAGUAGUCUUCGUACCUCUCCAUAGAUCUCACUUCGACUACAUACUCAUGACGUUUACACUGUACCUUACUGGACUGAGGCCUCCGCUAGUUGCUGCUGGUGAUAACAUGAGGAUCCCAUUCUUUGGAUGGUUCCUACGAGGUUGCGGUGCGUUCUACAUCAGACGAAGGGUGGAAGGUUCAGAGUAUCAUGGGGACCCCACUUACAAAUCAGCUCUUAGGGCAUACAUUCUGAAUAGUUUGUCAGCUGGUAACAACCUGGAAUUCUUCAUCGAAGGAGGUCGUACUCGAACUGGCAAACCUCAGACUCCUAAAGCGGGCAUUCUAUCAGUGAUAAUGGACGCGUAUCUAGACGGGACCAUAGACGAUGCCCUCCUAGUGCCUGCCACGUUGAACUAUGACAAACUAGUCGAUGGUAACUUCGUACGCGAACAACUGGGCAUGCCCAAACAAAUGGAGACGUUCUGGUCUGCUCUCAGGGGUAUCUGGAGAACGCUGAACACCAACCACGGAAGCAUCAGAGUGGAUUUCAAUCAACCUAUUUCUUUGAAGGAGCUAGUAACAUCAUUCCAGAAGUACCAGCAUUACAAGGCUCCAAUUGAGACCUGCUUAACCCCUCCCAACAACAACUUGGCAGUAAACCUCGACAGACAGAUCCUGUACAACCACAGUCAUUCCAGUUUAUAUGGAGCUGACGUUAGCACCGACCAUAAGAUGAUGGUCGAGGCUAUUGGCAGGCAUUUAGUAUAUGACGCGGCGCAGGCGACGGCGCUGAUGUGUACGAACGUGGUGUCGUACGUGGUGCUGUGCGAGGCGCGGCGCGGGCUGCCGGCCGCCGGCCUGGCCGCGCGACUGGCCGCGCGGACGCGCCAUCUCGCCGCCGCCGGCCGCGACCUCGCCUACACCGGGGACGCCGCCACCGCGCUCAGACACGCCUUGGAGAUGCUAGGCCGUGGCCUGAUCCGUCGUGAAGGUGAUAUAAUCCGCCCCGGCACUAGUAUCGCGGCACAGCUAGAGCUGGCGUACUACGCCAAUACUGUCGUAGCGCACUACGCCGCGCCUGCCAUCGUCGCGACGGCCCUGGAAAGUUUGAUCUGUGCAUCGUCAUCAACAGAGUUCCGUCAAUCAGAACUAGUCAGCGCAUCACUACAACUGUGUGAAGUACUAUCCCAUGAGUUUAUUAUCUGUGCACCGUGCCAGAGGAUCCAGGAUCGAAUCCUGGACGUCAUCGACUCGUUGGAGUCACAACAGCUCAUAAUCAAGGAUAAGUCGGAUGCGGUAUUAGAGGAGCAGCAAUGGUCGCGUCGCAUGGCGCGCCGCCUCGAGGGCGACGACGACGACGACCGCCCCGACCCCACCGAGCGGGUCCAUUACACCGUCUCCGACAAACCUGAAGCCGUCGCCGAGAGGCAAAGACUCCUCCUAACGCUCCGGCCGCUACUGGAGGCGUACUCAGUCACGUGCCGCCACCUACAGGCGGGGACCAUGAAGGAUGUCGUCAAGAACUCACUCGACUCACUCACUGAAGACUUUACACAAAAUAAAAUGCUCUACGGCGAAGCAGUGUCUACAGACGCUAUCCGCAACUGCCUCCGUCUACUGCGGCAGUGGGGCGUUAUCCACGUGUACACGGAGGGCAAAACCCGAGCCGUGCGUAUAGCGGAGCCCUACGCCUCCGCCUCAGCACUAGAAGACGUCUGCCACAACGUACACAAGUUCAACAUGAACACCCCACUACUAGAACCAAGUAAUAAAUAAAUAUCAUCACCUAUAUUUAUUUAGUGUUAACUAAGUAGUGUUUUUACUGACAUACUAUUUUCGAACAUGCUCAACUAUUCUCGAGCUACACCGGGUCUCAUAAUCUUUAGCUAUAUAACGUUCACCGUUUUUCAAUAAUUAUAAGCUCCGGUUUGGCUCGUAACGAGUCGGGUUACUCCGAAAAAUAUCGUAAAAACAUUAUUUAUAUAGAAUAUCAGCCUGUGCUUGUCCCUUUGGGCAAAAGGUUAUAAAAUAAAGUUUCUUAGAUUGUCGUAAACUAUGUAGGGCUUUAUCUCUUAUCUCAAUACGGCCAAGAUAAGCGAAUUUGAACUUUAUUGUCAUGAGAAUUUGGUUCGUUUCUAUGUGUAUCCAUUUUUUGGAUUCGAUAAUUGAAAAAUAGAAUCUAGUUAAUAAAGAAUAAAGUAGGUUUUUGAGUAAAAUUAUGGUGAUAUAGACAUCAUAUCUUUGCGUUUAAAACAUGUUUAUCGUGUUUUUUUAUCGUAGCAAUGGUGUAGAAUGCGAUUUUCAUAAAAUAUCAUCUUUGAAAUUAUCGGUUUUGAUUAUUUUAAAUAUCCGAUAGUUUUUCCUCGGACGACAUAUAAAUGUAAAUAACUAGAUAUAGUUAAUUGGUAUUGCAAAGCUAUUUCGAAGGUGAACAAACAUAUUUUUCUCUUUAUAACAUUACAUUGUCAUAUUUACCAAUCAAUUGGUAAUCAAUCCAAAUGAAACCAUUUACCUAUGCAUAUAGAGUUCAUAUUCCUAUCAAACACAUUUAUAUUGACCAAAGAUAUUCUUUAAACUGUAACUCGAUGGGGCUGCAUUGAGCAAGGCAUUGAAUUUCCAGAUUCGAUUCCCUGAAUGAACAUGUGGAAUCGUUUGGGCUGCAUGUUAAACCGGUCGAAAGUAUGCAAGCUAUGCAAAACUGUCAAAUUAUUUUCGACUAUAAAUCAUUGAAGUAUAAAGCUAGAAAUGGUCUAAAGAUGUUUGUCAGAUUUAGACUGUUAAAUAAUUUUCGACCAUAAAUACUUAAGUGUAAGGCUGAAAAUUGUCUCAACAUGUUUGUAUUUAGCAGUGCUUCAAACCUUAUGUUGUAUGGAACUGUCAAACGUCUUUCACUCUUAAAAACGAAAUUAUAAAGUUGAAAAUGAUAGAAAUUGGACAGUUUUGUUUAGCUUUGUACUCAUACAUACGGAUUGACUGGUGAUAAUUUAAACUUGAUUUCGUAUCUGUACAUAGCUUCCUUAGUGCUGACAUUCAAAGCGAUAAGUCGGCGCUAUAUGCAACUUAGAAACGUGUAAAAAAGGAAUGAUGAAUAAAUCUUAUUGCUCUGUAAUAUUACACUAAUCACAUAUACAGCCUAUAAGUGGCCACUGCUGACCAAAGUCCUCUGAGACUUUAGCAAUUUUAAGAAUUUUAACUAUGCUAUGAGCUACGAGAUGUCAUUUAAGCGCUUGUCUUAGCGAGAAAAUAGAAAACUAAAUGUAUGGGAAUGAAACAACCGGUUGCCGGGGCUCCAGCUCAGAAGAACAGGAGUAGAAACGAAAUGGUUUUCAGUUAGUAAGAGUCCGACACUCCCUCUCGCCUUACCCAAGGCGGGAGAAGUCCCAUUAAAAAGUGUUAAAAUGUACCUCAAUCCCGUGAAAUUUAGUUUUCUACUCUCGGUAGACAAGCGCUAAAUGUUAUUUGGCUAUCAACACUGACAGUACACUGACAGACAAAAUACGUGUCUAAUACUUAAAAAAAAUACGUUAUUUCCUUAUUAUUUUGACAGCUAUAGGAUAUAUCGAUACUUGCUCAUACUCACGAUAAUUCACGUAGUUUAUGUUUACCUAAAUAGGUUUUACAUCAUUCCUUUUCAUUUAUUUAUGCCCAAAAUAAAGGGGAGUACAAUAUUCAGUGGAGUAUGAUAUGAUAAAUGUUGUAAUUACGACCACCUGGGUUCUACACACAGGUACGUCCGGGACGUUCAACAGUACAUAGCUCAAACAACUAAAUGAAAUUAAAACUUUAUAUAAUGUCAAUAGAGUCGACUUUUAGUUGUAGUUAACUUAUGAAUGUGUUUUUUUUUUCACAUAUAAUUAUGUAUGGGAGUUUGUAACACUUAGUGUGGAUGAUACCUUUUUUAUUUAAUUUAUUGAUACGAUUUUAGACUGGCAGCUAAAGUAACAGGGCUAAAGCUAAAGUAUAAGGGCUUUAUUUCAGUGGAACACCAUGGCGGCGUAAUCGUCGCCGUGACCACCAAACUAUAUACAGCUCUGUAGAAAUUAAUUCACCUGGUGCUCAAUUGGUUGCGCAACCAAUCUGGCGACGCCUCCAGUUCAAAUGCUACAACACUGGUCGCGCCACCACUAUUUAUUAUACCGCUUGAAUGUGUGUCAGUCACUCGCUAACGGUGGCGCUACUGGUUGCACCGCCAUGGUGUUCUAGUGAAAUAUAACCUUAACAACCGAUUGUUUUUGUCUUAGUGUUGUUAAUUGAUAAACCAAACUGUCGCAUGAUCACUCGUUUUGAAACUAAGACAGCUAUCUAUAUUAGAUGUUAAACUAGCAAUACAACCAUAUAAAGCUUGAAGCUUCAAAAUAGUAGGAUAUCAAAUUAUGUUGCUAGCUACUCUGCGCGGUUCCAUCCACUCUGCUAUUAAUCGUAGCGUAAUGUUUUAUAGCCUUAACUAAAAAUCGCGAGUUACUCACGUGGAAGUACUGAGAAAAGCU